AUGGUGACACGUGGAAGUACGCUCAGUAUCACGUGCAAAAGCACCAGUAACCCUUCACCCCCGACCUACACGUGGACUUUACCUGGGUCAACCAUUCAGACAGGAGCCAGUUUGAGUAUAACAGAUAUACAGCCUUCACGCAGUGGCCAAUACCAACUGCUGGUCUGGAACAGUAUGACUCCAACGGGCGGCACGUCUCGGAUCGGAACUAGCGAUGCUACAUUCACCUUGGAUGUAUUAUAUGAACCAACUACUCCAGUGUGUACAUACAGUUAUACCGUAUUGGCUGGUGUUAUCAUUGUCACACGUGGAAGUACGCUCUUUAUCACGUGCAACAGCACCAGUAACCCAUCACCCCCGAGCUACACGUGGAUUUUACCUGAUUCCACAAUUCAGACUGGAGUCAAUUUGAGAAUAACAGAUAUACAGCCUUCACGCAGUGGCCAGUACCGACUACUGGUCUGGAACAGAAUGACUCCCACAGACGGCACGUCUCGGAACGGAACUAGCGAUGCGAUUUUCACCGUUGAAGUGCAAUCGGCAGCAUGCGAUUGCAAUGCUACUGACUGUACAGUAUCAGCCCGUGCAGCAGGGACCUAUGUGACCUCUGCAUCUGGAACUUCAGGUUGCGCUACCUGCCCUGCUUGCCACUAUUGCACCGGCGGGAGCGCUACAGCCUGCGGUGCUGGAACCUACAACUCUGCAACUGGUUCCACAGCUGCCACAGCAUGUAUAUCAUGUUACAGUGAAGUCAGUGCUGCCGGAGCAUCGACCUGCGUCCCUUGUACCGCUGGAUUCAGAUGCCCAGAUACGAUCUUUGCUAAUAAAGCAGCACGUGUUUCCCCGAUGUAUUCGCUUGAAGGUGAAAAAACUUGCAAUUCAUGCCCAACAGGAUAUUAUUGUCCGACAGCAAGCUCAGCUCCACUGAAAUGCAGUGCUGGAAAGGAACCUACUUCUGCUAGAACUAGAUGUCAGGAUUGCUCUUCUGGUUACUAUAGUGAUGGUUCAUUCUGUGCUGUCUGUCCGCCGGGUCACAAAUGCGCCGGUACUGGUUUGGCUGACCCAGUUGCAUGUUCUAGCGGUGAAUAUCAAUCAAGUACUGGCAGGACAUCGUGCCGUACAUACCCUGCAGAAAGCCACUGUGCAGACAAAACCAUAGCUCCAGUUUCAUGCAGUGUGGGAACAUUCAGUGCUGCCAGUGCAACUAGCUGCUCUGUCUGUCCAACAGGCUACUAUUCAGCUUCAGGGGCUAGUUCAUGUACCCAAUGCACAGCAGGCUAUUAUUGUACAGUUACAACCCAGACAGUAUGUGGCCUGGGCAAGUACAGCUCAGCCGGUUUCACCGCAUGUACCACAUGCCCAGCAGGGAAUAAAUGCGAAACGACAACCACCGCAAGCCCAACGCAAUGUUUAGUAGGAACCUAUGCUGCAGCUGGUGCCUCAAUCUGUACAGCAUGUGAAGCUGGAAAGAAGUGUCCCACUAAUGGAAUGGAUGCUGCAGUCAGCUGCCACAGCGGCGAAUACCAGCCCUCAACAGGCCAGUCAUCCUGUAUGCCAUGCCCAGCAGGUCAACAGUGUCUGACUGUCAGUACCGCAACGGAUUGUAACAAAGGCUUCUAUAGUCCGGCCGGCUCCAUGGUAUGUACAGAAUGUCUUGACGGCACCUAUGCCGAUGCAGUGAAAUCUGCCCAUUGCACAACCUGCCCUGCGGGAUCGGAAUGUACAGACAAAACAGCCGCACCUGUAGCCUGCCCUCCUGGAGAAUACAGUUCUGCUGGACAAAAGCUGUGCAGCCAAUGUGGUGCAGGAACAUGCAAGAACACAUCAGGUGUUGGCUCUUGUGUGCCAUGUCAAGCUGAAUCCCAAGAGGUCAACAUAUCUCCAUCUCCUUUGGCAACAGUUAUAGAAGGUCAAAAUCUUACUUUAACAUGCUCCUACACCGGUUCUACAGAGGCCUGGAGUGUGGCAUCAGUUUUCAGCAGAACUACUUUAACUGUAUGCACUGUGAUAAAGUCAACAUGCGCAUGUGCUGAAGCUGACAACACUGUCGUUUACAAACCAGUUUGCAGUGACAAUACCAUUGAAUUGACAGUGAUAAAUGUGCACCGGAGUAGGAAUCAUGAAGUCUGGAAAUGCGAAAUGAAAAUAGGAGCAAACUAUUUUUACAGCGGAACAACGCAGAUAAAUGUAGCGGCUUUAGCUAAACCAGACAUUCCAAGAUACUUUCAUUACACACAGAAUUUGCAAAAUCAAACGUCACUGAAAUUUUACUGGCUCCCUGGAUAUAACGGAGGAUAUGUGCAAUCAUUUUACAUCGAGUACAAGAAAACUGGCUCGCAAGUAUGGGAUCAGGUGUCGGUUGUCGAAGACUCAUCUGUGCCGCUGAUGAAGGCCACGGUUGACAACUUAAGCCCAGCCACGGAAUAUCAAGCACGGAUGUUUGCAAGGAACAAAAUUGGAGAUUCAGAUUCUACAGACAAAGUAACAUUUACAAUAUUAGACUGCACCCAAAGUAAUACUCAUCAUUCAGUGUCCCAGAUAGAACCAGUUGUUGGCGGAGUUGUCGGUGGAGUUGUUUUAGUUCUAAUCAUAGCGGCUUUGGCAUACGUGCGUCUUAAUAACAACUGCAUAAGGAAAGGUCUGUUUAAAUUGCUUUGCAAAAAAACUGGGCUUAUUUCAUGUGUGUGUAGUGUCUUCAUAGAUAAGCCACUACAGUCCGUGAAGCUUAUUAGAGACGACACUUUCCAAUUAGACUAUAUUUGUUAA
Messenger RNA from Dreissena polymorpha, 2766 nucleotides. RefSeq names its product major surface trophozoite antigen 11-like. Gene Ontology annotation, molecular function: protein binding. The transcript has 12 exons. The record is from RefSeq and is a predicted model, not a curated record. NCBI's taxonomy places the organism in Eukaryota, Metazoa, Mollusca, Bivalvia, Myida, Dreissenidae. Bases 1 to 2766 code for a protein of 921 amino acids.